AUGAGCGUGAUGAUCGCUGUGACAACUUGGUCACGACCACUUUCUCAUCACCACCACCGCCAUUUGCUUGCCUGUGCCCCACCACCCCCCUCGCUCUCUUCCUGCCCAUCUUGCACCCUCACUAUGGCUGACAAGGACCAAGAGAAUGGUCAUGGGCUCUUUCAGGUGGUUUCCACUUUGUUCAGCCCCGGAUUUUUGCUAACAACCCACCACCAUCACCUCCCACACCCUGUGCCACAGCAAACGUGA
Laccaria bicolor S238N-H82 is the source of this 249-nucleotide messenger RNA. RefSeq lists its product as uncharacterized. Lineage: Eukaryota; Fungi; Basidiomycota; Agaricomycetes; Agaricales; Hydnangiaceae. The transcript has a single exon. The record is from RefSeq and is a predicted model, not a curated record. The coding region runs from base 1 to 249 and encodes 82 amino acids.